This is a messenger RNA of Cannabis sativa, 1179 nucleotides long. Its product is annotated as replication protein A 32 kDa subunit A. Gene Ontology annotation, cellular component: site of double-strand break; DNA replication factor A complex; chromosome, telomeric region. Lineage: Eukaryota; Viridiplantae; Streptophyta; Magnoliopsida; Rosales; Cannabaceae. Gene Ontology annotation, molecular function: DNA binding. The transcript is spliced from 10 exons. The coding region runs from base 122 to 919 and encodes 265 amino acids. The record is from RefSeq and is a predicted model, not a curated record. Gene Ontology annotation, biological process: DNA replication; double-strand break repair via homologous recombination; nucleotide-excision repair.
AAAGUUGUGUUUAAGAAUCCUAAUUAGCCCUCAUUUAAAGGUUUUGUUUGUUCCUUGCUCGAUAAGCCGAAACCGAAGCUUUCCCCAUUUUGUCGUGGUUGAGGGUUUAUCGUAGCUAGCUAUGUACGGCAGCCAAUUCGACGGUAACGCCGCCUUCUCCGGCGGCGGAUUCAUGCCUUCUCAGUCCGUUCAAAAUCCCGACUCUUCAUUCUCUCCCGCCAAGAAUCGUGAUGUUCAAGCUUUGCUUCCCGUGACAGUGAAGCAGAUAAGCACUGCAUUUGUUCCAGGAAGUGAAAAAUCAGAAUUUGUUAUUGAUGGUGUGGAUGUCAACAAUGUCAAGCUAGUGGGAAUUGUGAGUAGCAAGGUUGGAAGGAUUACUGAUGUCACUUUUGUGCUUGAUGAUGGGACUGGACGUAUUGAUUGUAACAAGUGGUUUCAUGAAGCCGUUGAUACAAGCGAAAUGGAGGGAAUCUCGGAUGGGAUGUAUGUUUGUGUGCAUGGACGUUUGAAAAGCUUCCAGGGUAAAAGAACCUUAAAUGUAUUCUCCAUUAGGCCCAUAGAGGACUACGACGAGGUUGCAUACCAUUUUAUUGAGUGCAUAUAUGUUCAUUUUUACAACAAGAAGAAAGUACAAGCACAAGGUAGUGCUCCUACUCAGCCACAGGCGGCUAAUUCAAUGCAUCAGUCAUUUGCACCGUACAGUGCUGAUGGAUCAAAGUCAACUGAAGAAAUGGUGUUAGAUAUUUUGCACCAUCCUUCAUGUCUUGCAAGGGAAGAGGGAGCUAGUGUGAAGCAGAUGCUUCAGCAACUGAAAAUUCCAGAGAUUAAGCUCAAGUUAGCCAUUGAAAACCUUGUGAGGGAGGGAAACAUAUAUUCAACAGUUGAUGACGACCACUUCAAGUCAGCCAUAAACGGUUGAGUAAUGGCGUAUCAGAACACUCACUGACUGUUAUGACAACCUCAGACUGAAUUAGGUUCUCUUUCUCUCUCUCUGGAUUCUUUGUCUGUUUUAACACUUGUUUGUAUAGUUGACAAUUACAGUUGUGUCACUACUGAGCUCACUAUAUUUUGGGAUUUGGGUCAACAUCUUAUGCGGCUUAUUAGAUAGAAAUAGAGAUAUUAUCAAUUUACUGCCUUGUUUUUCACCCUAUUUUAUGAAUGAAAUCAUUUUUCAUUAAA